AUGGUAAACUUAGCUAACGUUUUAACCAACGCGACUGCAGCUACGCUGAGCGCAUGGUCUAAUACAGUUCCGUUAGAGACAUAUUUUCAUUUUGAUGAGGCAUCAGGAUUUGGCGACUACUAUUUGAAUGUAUCCGUAAUCUGGAUGAAUGAAACCCUUUAUGAAACCAGAAUUAUCCCAGCUAUUAUCAAUGUCCGCGAAUGGCUUGACGAUAUGGAGGCAAACGAUCCUUCACCCAGUGUAAGUAACCCAUACGAAACUUCAGGUUAUUAUGCCUUUUCAACAGUAGUACCUGUUUUAAUGGGGAAUAUGAAAGUAGCAUAA
This is a messenger RNA of Saccharomyces paradoxus, 324 nucleotides long. RefSeq lists its product as uncharacterized. NCBI's taxonomy places the organism in Eukaryota, Fungi, Ascomycota, Saccharomycetes, Saccharomycetales, Saccharomycetaceae. The transcript has a single exon. The record is from RefSeq and is a predicted model, not a curated record. The coding region runs from base 1 to 324 and encodes 107 amino acids.